Messenger RNA from Photinus pyralis (common eastern firefly), 1271 nucleotides. RefSeq names its product retinol-binding protein pinta-like. The record is from RefSeq and is a predicted model, not a curated record. Bases 41 to 943 code for a protein of 300 amino acids. Gene Ontology annotation, molecular function: phosphatidylinositol bisphosphate binding. Lineage: Eukaryota; Metazoa; Arthropoda; Insecta; Coleoptera; Lampyridae. Gene Ontology annotation, cellular component: membrane. The transcript has 4 exons.
AAAGGUUUUCGAAGCAUACAGACGCUGCCACAAGCACAAUAUGUACUACAACGAUCGUCAUCUAACAAAAGAGUUUGAGGAGAAGGCCAAGGCCGAGCUGAACGAACUAGAUGGCAACAGAGAGGAGUGCUGGAAUGAAAUUGAACGUUGGGCGUUGGACAAGUACCAGCUAAAGUUUCGAAUUGGCGAUCUUUGGUUGCUGAACACACUACGUUCCUGUAAGUUUAACGCCAACAGCGCCAAGAAGAAGCUGGAAGCGUAUCUCAAUCUGAAGUGUGUGGCGCCAGAAAUGUUCGGAAAUCGUGAUCCUGCGUUGGCGCACAUUCAGGAGCUGCUGAAUAAAAGCGCGCUGAUUUCCUUCGGUACUCCCGAUCAGGAUUGCAUUUUGAUAAGGUGGGGGGUUCUUGAGCCCCACGUAACGAAAAUAUCUGAUGUGCUUAAACUCAGCUCCAUGCUUCUCGAUGUCUACUUAAACGAAAGUGAGACCUGUAUGCUGGUCGGGCAGCACGUGAUCAUUGACCUGGAGGGAUUCACGGGUUUCAUGAAGCAACUCACGCCGAGGUUUCUCAAGAACGUCUUCUGCGACUUCUUCAACGCUUACCCGUGUAGAAUCAAAGGUCUGUACAUGAUCAACACCACGAAGCUGCUCGAAAAAACGUUGAAGUUCGCGAAGCUGUUCAUGAGUGAAAAUAUGGCAUCUACGACCCACGCCUUUGGAAUGAACUACAACGAACUUUUCUCGAUCAUCCCUCAAGAGUAUUUCCCGAGGGAAUACGGCGGAAGUUGCACAUCAGUGGACGAGCUUGCAGACGUACUGAAAGAAAAUCUAGGAAGAAAUCGCAAGUGGUUUCUCGAUAACCCACUCCAUACUACACAUAGUGGCGAUAACCUCAAGCGGCGCAGAAGUCAGACAAUGUUGCAUAAUUUUUAUAAUUUAUUUUAAAAAAAUGAGAAAGAACCGUAAUCGAACUGCUUGAUCAGUAAAAUCAGACCAAGUCAAAACGUCACUCACGAUCUUGACCCUAGACAAUUACGCAAUGCUUAGACGAUUAAUUGCAGUGUUUAUAUUAAAUAUGGCAAAACAGCAUUAAGUAUUAGAAGAGGUUGGAACCGGUUACCGGACUGGAACUGGAACCGGUUGAAUUUACAAGCGCCUCACUUGGAAUCGGUGUAGUUAUUCAAGAAGUUACCGUUACUAUUAGUGCCAAAGAACCGGUUUUUUUGUUCUAAAAGAAGUUUUAAUAAAAGCUGUUAUUUUUUGUUACAAUUAA